Molecule: messenger RNA, 2909 nt
Organism: Anopheles stephensi (Asian malaria mosquito)
Lineage: Eukaryota; Metazoa; Arthropoda; Insecta; Diptera; Culicidae
Gene: w
Product: protein white
Exons: 5
Coding region: 214-2301 (695 amino acids)
Biological process (GO): transmembrane transport
Cellular component (GO): plasma membrane
Molecular function (GO): ATP binding; ABC-type transporter activity; ATP hydrolysis activity
Source: RefSeq, a predicted model, not a curated record
AGUGGUUCGGCAGCAUUCAUUCCAGUUCGAUCGUUGCUCGGAGCCAGUAGCAAAGUUGCUGUGAACCUGGUGGUGCCGCGCCGUGUGUCUUCGAUGAUCUACAGCAACUGACACGCACUACUGUUUAGCAUUGUCCAGAGGAGAGUACGCAACGCAACUAGCAAGCAAGUCGCGAUAUACGGAAAUACCGAACCUCGGCACCCUACACGCACGAUGACGAUCAACACCGACGACCAGUAUGGUGAUGGGGAAUCGAAAACAACUCUCAGCUCCAGUCGGCGCUACAGUAGCAGCAGCUACCAGGACCAGAUGGACGAUGCGCUCAGCACGACGCUAACGAACGACAAGGCAACACUGAUACAGGUGUGGAAACCGAAGAGUUACGGGUCGGUCAAGGGUCAGAUACCGCAGCAGGACCGACUCACCUACACCUGGAAGGAGAUCGACGUGUUCGGCGAGGCGCCCUCGGACGGGAAGUCACGCGAACCACUGUGCACGCGGCUGCGCAACUGCUGUACCCGCCAGCGCAAAGAUUUCAAUCCCCGCAAGCACCUGCUGAAGAAUGUGACGGGAGUCGCCCGGAGCGGCGAGCUGCUCGCGGUGAUGGGUAGCUCCGGUGCCGGUAAGACCACCCUGCUGAAUGCGCUCGCCUUCCGUUCACCGCCGGGCGUGAAGAUAUCGCCGAAUGCGGUCCGCGCGCUGAACGGUGUGCCGGUGAAUGCGGAACAGUUGCGUGCCCGGUGCGCUUACGUGCAGCAGGACGAUCUGUUCAUCCCGUCGCUGACGACGCGCGAGCAUCUGCUGUUUCAGGCUAUGCUGCGCAUGGGGCGCGAUGUACCGGCCAGUGUGAAGCAGCACCGUGUGCAGGAGGUGCUGCAGGAGCUGUCGUUGGUGAAGUGUGCCGACACCAUCAUUGGGGCGCCCGGUCGCAUCAAGGGUUUGUCCGGUGGGGAGCGCAAGCGUCUGGCGUUCGCAUCGGAAACGCUGACCGAUCCGCAUUUGCUGCUGUGCGACGAACCGACGUCCGGGCUCGACUCGUUUAUGGCCCACAGUGUGCUGCAGGUGUUGAAGGGUAUGGCGAUGAAGGGUAAAACCAUCAUCCUCACCAUCCACCAACCGUCGUCGGAGCUGUACUGCCUGUUCGACAAGAUACUGCUGGUGGCGGAGGGUCGUGUAGCGUUUCUCGGAUCGCCCUACCAGUCGGCGGAGUUUUUCUCUCAGCUAGGAAUACCCUGUCCGCCCAACUACAACCCGGCCGAUUUCUACGUACAGAUGCUGGCGAUCGCACCGGCGAAGGAAGCCGAGUGUCGCGAUAUGAUCAAGAAGAUCUGUGACUCGUUCGCGGUCAGCCCGAUUGCGCGGGAAGUACUCGAGACGGCAUCGGUGACGGGCAAGGGCAUGGAUGAGCCGUACCUGCUGCAGCCGAUGGAGGGAGUCGGUAGCACCGGGUAUCGUUCCAGCUGGUGGACACAGUUCUACUGCAUUCUGUGGCGUUCAUGGCUGAGUGUUCUGAAGGAUCCGAUGCUGGUGAAAGUACGCCUGCUGCAGACAGCGAUGGUUGCAACGCUGAUCGGUUCGAUCUACUUCGGCCAGGUGCUGGAUCAGGACGGUGUGAUGAAUAUCAACGGUUCCCUCUUCCUCUUCCUCACCAACAUGACCUUCCAGAACGUGUUCGCCGUGAUCAACGUGUUUUCCGCCGAGCUGCCAGUGUUUUUGCGCGAAAAGCGUUCCCGGCUGUACCGCGUCGACACCUACUUCCUGGGCAAAACGAUCGCUGAGCUGCCCCUCUUCAUCGCGGUACCGUUCGUCUUCACCUCGAUCACGUACCCGAUGAUUGGGUUGCGUGCCGGUGCGUCCCACUAUUUCAUCACCCUGUUCGUGGUGACGCUCGUGGCGAAUGUGUCCACCUCGUUCGGGUACCUGAUAUCCUGCGCCAGCUCCUCCAUCUCGAUGGCCCUGUCGGUCGGGCCGCCGGUCGUCAUUCCGUUCCUGAUCUUCGGUGGAUUCUUCCUCAACUCGGCCUCGGUACCGGCGUACUUCAAGUAUCUCUCCUACCUGUCCUGGUUCCGGUACGCCAACGAGGCGCUGCUGAUCAACCAGUGGAGCACGGUGGUCGAUGGGGAGAUUGCGUGCACACGCACCAACGUCACCUGUCCCCGGUCGGGCGAGAUCAUACUCGAGACGUUCAACUUCCGCGUGGAAGACUUUGCGCUCGACAUUGCCUGCCUGUUUGCGCUGAUCGUCCUGUUCCGGCUCGGUGCGCUCUUCUGUCUAUGGUUGCGUUCGCGCAGCAAAGAGUAAGAAGGAUUGGGGUUAUGUUUGUUUUUUUCUCUCUCUCUCUUUCUCUCUCCGAGUUGUUCUCCGAGGCAACUUGUUUUGUAUUUCAGAUGUGUUUGUUUUUCUUAAUUUUUGUUACUUUUGUCUACCUUUGCAUAUGUUCUGUUUUUGUUCUUCUACGGUUAAGUAACUUAACGCAAAUGCGUAGGACAACAAGGCCCGCAACAAGGCGUUAUGGCGUUUAAGACAGAGAGAGAGAUAUACAUAUACAUACACAUUAAUACACACAUAUAGCGAAUUUGCAAGUUGGCCUAGUUACCGAACCGAAGAUUAAGUAGUUUGUGUCAAGUAUUUUUUUGUUUUUUUUUUCGUUUUCCUCACUCCAAUUACGUUGUUUGCUGCUUGUCGGAAGAUUCUUCUCCACCUGGAAUCUCCUUAUCCUUAAUUUUCUCGCAACCAUGAUUGUGUGCCACCUUGGCGCGACACACGAUGCUCGUAAGUCUCUGCUGCCUCUCUGUCUGCCCGCGGUCAGCUAUGGUGUUCUUUUAAAUGUAGAAAUAUUAUGACAAGUGACGAGCAAGCGAUAAGAAUAGUAAUAGUAGUAAUAAACGAUAACAUUAAUAUAAAAAUGA